Molecule: messenger RNA, 1683 nt
Organism: Lampris incognitus (smalleye Pacific opah)
Lineage: Eukaryota; Metazoa; Chordata; Actinopteri; Lampriformes; Lampridae
Product: protein Z-dependent protease inhibitor-like
Exons: 6
Coding region: 166-1338 (390 amino acids)
Biological process (GO): negative regulation of endopeptidase activity; blood coagulation
Molecular function (GO): serine-type endopeptidase inhibitor activity
Source: RefSeq, a predicted model, not a curated record
UGCCCUCUGUCGGCUGGAGGACUCCGCGCCUCAUAACGGGAAUCCUUCAGAGGACGGCAGCGCCGAGGCCUUCAGUCUGUCUACAAGCUUAAAGAAGCAAACUAAAGACCUGCAUCUCGUUCAGAACCAAACAAAACCGAUCUUCUCCACGCCCAGAGUGGAAGUAUGAGUGGCACCGUCUGUGUUUUCCUGGGGAGCCUAAUGCUCUUGGCUGCAGCUCAGGAUCCCGUCCAGGACCUGAGUAACAGGAAUGCAGACUUUGCUGCCCGGCUGUAUCGGGUGGUCUCCAGUCGCACCGAUGAAAACAUCUUCCUCUCUCCGUUCACCUUGUCUAUGGGCCUCUCUGCCCUGAUGAACGGCGCUGAUGGAUCCACUCGCCAGCAGCUCCUCCGGGGUCUCAAUUUGGCAUCUCUGGACCCCCAGCAGAUCCCAGAUCUCUUCCUCAGUCUAAAGAACUCCAUCACUGGGGGAGGGGCCUUCCCUCUGAGGCAGGGCAUCGCUGUUCUUCCUGCUCAGAGGUUCACGGUCACCUCAGCCUAUUUGGAUCUGGUCCAGAACAAGUAUGGGGGAAACAGCCAGAGUUUGUCCUACAAUAGUCCACAGGAGGUCCAGAGCACCAUCAACAGCUGGGCCCAGACGCAGACUGGAGAUCAGGUCCAAGACAUGGUCUUCUCUGUGAAAGAUCAAACCCAGCUGCUCCUGGUCACUGCUGUCUACUAUCAAAGUCAGUUUACACUUGCCUUCAAUGCUAGCUUCACCCAAGAAGAGCGUUUCUAUGUGGACAAAUUCCACAUCGUCCAGGUCCCCAUGAUGUUCCGAUCCGAUAAGUAUCAUCUGGCAUACGACAGCUCACUCAAAACAGGCAUUCUCAAGCUGCCCAUGUCCGACGGUGCUGCCAUGCUGGUCAUCCUCCCUGAUGAAAAUGUAGACAUCGCCACCAUCGAAGAAGAGAUCACUGCUGAGCGCCUCCAGGGCUGGCUCCGACAACUGAAGAAGACGAAGUUGGAGGUCCAGCUGCCCCGUUUUUUGUUAGAGCGCUCCUACUCUCUCCAGGACGUCCUGACUGGUUUGGACAUCAGAGAGGUGUUCCAGGAUGACGCUGACCUGUCUCCCAUCACAGGAACCAAAGGACUGAAACUCACAGAGGUUCUACACAAGGCAGUCAUCAACGUGGACGAGAGCAGCAGCACCGGUGAAGGAGGAAGAGGAGGAAUCAACGUUUUUGCCAGUCUUCCUCCUCGGCUCACCAUUAACCGACCCUUCAUCUUCUUCAUUUAUCACCAGAAGACAAACAGCCUACUCUUUGUGGGCAGAGUGGUGGACCCCACCCAAAAGUAAAAUCAGAGACUGUGUGUGUGUGUGUGUGUGUGUGUGUGUGUGUGUGUGUGUGUGUGUGUGUGUGUGUGUGUGUGUGUGUGCGUGCGUGCGUGCGUGCGUGUGUGUGUGUGACUAGCUGGGGGUCGGGUCAUUAAAACGUUAAAAAGCUCUGUAUUUAAAGCAAGUUUUAUUGAGUAGGAUCUUGACAACACCAGACACAAUGUCAGUGGUGGGAUUGAGAGUUUACUGAACCAGUCAAGUGAUGCAUAAUCAUAAAAACACAAACUGCUUCUUUCAGACAGUUACUGAAAAUGUAAAACCAAGACGUCUGCAAAGCAUGUAACACCACAGAUAAUAAAAUGCUGU